AUAUUUUUCUCUCUCUCUUGCUUUCUCUCAGUCGGAGAGUCCCUCUCUCUCUCUCUCAAAACCAACACAGAAAAGUGAGAAAACCCUAGCGCCGGGUUUAGGAGUUUGUCAUGGCUUCAAAGCGGAUCAGCAAGGAAUUGAAGGACCUGCAGAAAGACCCGCCGGCAUCCUGCAGUGCUGGUCCUGUUGCUGAGGAUAUGUUCCAUUGGCAAGCGACGAUUAUGGGUCCAGGCGACAGCCCAUUUGCUGGAGGUGUUUUUCUUGUAUCCAUUCACUUCCCACCUGAUUACCCUUUCAAGCCACCCAAGGUUGCUUUCCGGACAAAAGUGUACCAUCCGAACAUUAAUAGCAAUGGUAGCAUCUGCCUUGACAUCCUCAAAGAGCAGUGGAGCCCUGCCCUGACCAUUUCCAAGGUCCUUCUCUCUAUUUGCUCGCUGCUGACAGAUCCAAACCCAGAUGAUCCUCUGGUGCCUGAGAUUGCUCACAUGUACAAGACUGAUAGAGUCAAGUAUGAGACUACUGCUCGAUCCUGGACCCAGAAGUAUGCUAUGGGUUAGCGGCUCUUCUUCCGGCUGAAUCUAUCUUUAUGAUCGUAAUAGUAAAUAAAUAGAUAUAAGUGGAAGCAAGUCUAAGAUGUUUGGCCGACUUUGGGUCUGUGUUAUUGUCCUUGAUGGUUCUGGUGGAUGUUUAUGUAGUCAUUAAUUAAGCCAAGACAAUGUUAUUUUCAGUAGGUGGUUAAAAGUUGGUGAAAAUUUGAUG
Molecule: messenger RNA, 759 nt
Organism: Fragaria vesca subsp. vesca
Lineage: Eukaryota; Viridiplantae; Streptophyta; Magnoliopsida; Rosales; Rosaceae
Product: ubiquitin-conjugating enzyme E2-17 kDa-like
Exons: 5
Coding region: 111-557 (148 amino acids)
Biological process (GO): protein polyubiquitination
Cellular component (GO): nucleus
Molecular function (GO): ubiquitin conjugating enzyme activity
Source: RefSeq, a predicted model, not a curated record